AUCAUUCAAAACCUUAAUUAAAACUACAUGGCCUCUGCUCAGGUUGAUGCUGUACACGUGGAAGAUCUCACCAAACCUUCCGAAGAAACAACACUUGGAUCUGCCACCAUGGAAGGAUCAGCAAAGCCUCCUGCACCUCACAACAUCGAAUCACCCUGCGAUGAACACCCAGAAGACGUUGAUGAAUUGGGCAAAGAGGAUGAAUUGAACGACGAAGAGGAUCAAAAAGGUGCAGCACCACAAAUAAUCGAAGACCAAGAUGACGAUGACGAUGAUGAGGAUGAUGAAGAACAAGUCGCCAAAUCUGCCGUUAGAGCCACUGAUUUCUCGGAGGAAGAAGGCGACGACGAUGUUUGAAUGGUCCCGCUGAACAACUAGUACUCAAUUUGACACCGUUUUAGCUUCGGUUUUAAAAGUUUGAAUUAGCAACCGGGUCGGUUUUAACUUGGUUAACUUAUCUAUCCAUUAUAUUUACGAAGAUAUCUGUUUUUUUCUUAGUGCUUUAAAUAAACUGAACGUUCACUGAA
Molecule: messenger RNA, 527 nt
Organism: Cynara cardunculus var. scolymus (artichoke)
Lineage: Eukaryota; Viridiplantae; Streptophyta; Magnoliopsida; Asterales; Asteraceae
Product: acidic leucine-rich nuclear phosphoprotein 32 family member B-like
Exons: 2
Coding region: 28-357 (109 amino acids)
Source: RefSeq, a predicted model, not a curated record